Molecule: messenger RNA, 724 nt
Organism: Schistocerca piceifrons (Central American locust)
Lineage: Eukaryota; Metazoa; Arthropoda; Insecta; Orthoptera; Acrididae
Product: translation initiation factor IF-2-like
Exons: 2
Coding region: 171-629 (152 amino acids)
Source: RefSeq, a predicted model, not a curated record
CGCUGGGCGCCGGUCCGCCCAAACGGCGCGGCUGGGAUGUGGCCGGGCAGCGUCGCGUUACACGCCUGGGCGUGGCGGGACGGCGGGCCGCGCCCUAUAAAAGACGCGGCCGCGCUUCCCGAAGCACUGACUCGCACCGCAGAGCUCCACACCAGCACCCAGCAGCAGACAUGAAGGUGGCUCUCGUGCUGUCGUGUGCGCUGGCGGUGUGCAGCGCCGGGCUGCUGGCGGGCCCCGCGGCGCUGGUGCGCACGCCCAGCCUCGACUCGGCGGUCAUCCAGUCCGACCGGCUGGGCGGCAACUUCGCGUACAGCGCCGUCGAGGGCCACGCGUACGCCGCCGUCAGCCCCGUGGUGCAGAACGUGGUGCGGCCCGUGGCCGUGUCCUACACGGCGCACCAGGUGCCCGUCGGCCACGCCGUGCUGCCCGCCGUCGCGCCCGCCCACCUCUCCUUCGUGCACUCCCCCGCCGUCAUCCCCGGCUCCGGACUCAUCUUCGCCGGCGCCCCCGUCGCCGCCGCCCCCGCCAGUGACUCCGCCUCCGCGUCCGCCCCCGCACCGGCGGCUCCCGCCCCCAGUAGCGAUGCCGCCGUCUCGUCUGACGACACCGUCUCCGUCGAAGCAGCCUGAGCAGACUGAUGGUUCCUAGACUUCUUCCUUCCUGUCCUACCUUUCGUCUUUCCUGCACUGAUGUCACUUCUUUUUAAUAAAUAUCUUUUCUACAA